Molecule: messenger RNA, 546 nt
Organism: Penicillium roqueforti
Lineage: Eukaryota; Fungi; Ascomycota; Eurotiomycetes; Eurotiales; Aspergillaceae
Exons: 3
Coding region: 1-546 (181 amino acids)
Source: RefSeq, a predicted model, not a curated record
AUGAGAUUGAAUAUUCUACCGAUCAGUCUGGCUUUGGCCUUGCAAGUUAUAGCUGCACCCUCUGAAUCGGAGCUGCAAAAGCGCUAUCCAACAGGAUCCUUCUCCAUUCUUGCCUACGGUGUCGCAUCCGACGGAGUGAAAGUCUUUUAUUCGGAUGGACUCGCAUAUGUCGGCGAUUCGUCUCAGUGGGUGUCUGGAUCGGUGACAACCGAUGUUACAUUUGUCUUCAAUAACUCCCAGAUCAUCGCCACGGCCACCAACAAGGAUUACACCUUUGAAUCUGACACAUUCUUCUACAUCCGUCCCACGCCUAAUAAGGUGCUACCUGUGGGCUUCACUGGGGACGAUGAUACACCGGACGAUGCGAAGGUAGAUCAAUUUCUUUUCUAUGGCAGGUAUCUCAUGUGGCAAAAUGAGAAUGGACUUCUGCACGAUUCGUUCCGUCUGAAGGCUACGGAUGUCGACGAUAUUUACCAGCUCUACUGGGACACUUCGAACCUUUAUCCUUCUGGAUUCUUGGUUCCGACCGUGAAGUCGUCCGUUUAG